AUGUCGACGCCUUCCAAGCAGCCGGCAUCUGCUGCUGCUGCUACUUCUACCCAGCCUGGGGCUCCUCCUCGUCGUCCGUCUAUGAAUCCUCCAAAGACAACACCCUCACGCAGUCCCUCUCGUCCAACGGUAUCAACGACCCCUGGCUCAGCUGCGACCCCUUCUCGCGCUAAGUCUGUCCGCACCCCGGUUGGUGGAGCCCCACCUUCUGCCCGCGCUGCAGUCAAGAAACCUACAACAACAUCCACUGUAAACACUACCAAGUCUGCUAUGGCCGACGCAAAGGCAGAGGCUGCUUCCGUCAUUGACGAUCUGCGCGAACGUCUUCAAAAGGCGGAAUUGGCUGUCGAAGAGGCACAGAAGGAGAAAGCCGUUAUUCAAUCUCGUCUCGACGAAACAAACAAAGAGCACAACAGUCUAGAAGAGUCGGUGCACGAGCAAGAAGAACGAUUGGAGCAGCUGGAAAAUGAGAAGAAGGAAAGCACCCGCCAACGUAGAGAGUUCGAGGCCAUCUAUGAAGCCGAGCGUGCUCAGUCCAUGAAAGAGAAGGAGGAAUUGCAAGUCCGGGAAGAGGAGCUUCGUGAUACCAUCCAGAGAUUGAAGGAGACCAUGGCUCAGAAAGAGAUGCGCAGUGAAGACGAGAGGCGGCAGAGCAUCUCCAGAGCAUGUAGGUUGCCCUCAUAUCUGGCAGUCAUCAGACACAUAACUGACCUUAUCCGCAGCNNGAGCUUCCGAAGCAAUGCAUCCCCUAACCAAGAAGCCGGUCAAUUCGCUCCUCCAUCCUCUCUGCAACGAAGCGACUCUUCCCGCAGCUCUUCUCGUCUGGUUCUGCAGAAAGAUAAGAUCAUCGAAUCAUUACGUCUCGAGUUGGCUGAAUCGCAAAUCAAGCUGGUCGAGAUGGAGAACAUGGGCGGAGGCCGUAUGCAAGAGUUGGAAAAGACACUGAUGGAGACGAGAAUGGCCAAUGCUAGAUUGAUGGAGGACAACGAGAGCUUCCAGCUGCUCCUGAGCGAGAAGACGCUGAAUGGUGACUUUGCUCACAGUGGCUUGCUGCGUCCUCCUUCAAUCAUGAGUGCUGGUUCUCGUCCCUCUUCUCCCUCGGCCAUGGCUGGAGCAGCGACUCUCGCUGACGAGCUUGAGAAUGCCAGUGAUGACGGUAUGGCAGAUAACAGACGUCUGCAAGCCGAACUGUCAUCCAUGAGAGACCAGAACAAAGCCUUGACGUUGUACAUCAACAACAUCAUUUCACGCCUUCUGCAGCACAAGGAGUUUGAAAACAUCCUCGACAAGACACCAAACCUCAUGUCUGGAGCAGAAGCCCCGAAAGAUAAGGACCUGCCACCUCCACCACCAGAGAAAGACGAACAACCUUCUUUAUUGAAACGAGCCACUUCAGUUGUUCGCGGUGGCCGCCCAAAGCCCAUCGAAACACACUCAGAACCCCAACCCAGCCUGAACGAAGACCCAAACACAGCUCCUCGCAUUCCACUCGCCCGCACACAAUCCAACCGCAUGUCCAUGGGCGGCCCUCCUUCCUCGCACCGCCGCUCAGGCUCCGAGUUAGGCAACCCGGCAACCUUGGUCAACAACAUGUACCGCGGGCCUUCCUCAGGUCCCACAAGCCCCAGUCUGGUGCCUCCACGCGGCAGCUCCCUCUUCAGCCCCGUGUUGCCUGUAGCUCCCGCCGCAGCAGCCCGCGUGCCCUCCUCAGGCUCCGUGCCUCAGGUCCAAGACGACAGACGCCAAAGCAUGCCNUCCCCCUCCCUCCCCUCUUCCGCACCCAGAGACUCGGCCCGCAACAGCGUAUACAGCGAAUCCGGGAUGCCGGACAAUAUGAGCACGGCCAGUCCUCCCCGCAGCACAACCUCUUCCGGCGAGAAGCCUACCGGCGCCAUCAUGCGUGGCGGCGGCAUGCGACCAUUGCGCCUCGUGCAAGAAGCCAAAGAGGAAGAAGAGGCGGCCAAGAAGGCCAAGCGAUCGAGUUGGAUGGGCUGGUUUGGCGCCAACAACCGCAGUGUGAGCAGUGAGGCUGUUCCCAAGGAAUGA
Molecule: messenger RNA, 2046 nt
Organism: Aureobasidium musti
Lineage: Eukaryota; Fungi; Ascomycota; Dothideomycetes; Dothideales; Saccotheciaceae
Source: the annotation of a GenBank genome assembly